This is a messenger RNA of Trichoderma breve, 1923 nucleotides long. Its product is annotated as fungal specific transcription factor domain-containing protein. Gene Ontology annotation, biological process: regulation of DNA-templated transcription; DNA-templated transcription. Lineage: Eukaryota; Fungi; Ascomycota; Sordariomycetes; Hypocreales; Hypocreaceae. Gene Ontology annotation, molecular function: DNA-binding transcription factor activity, RNA polymerase II-specific; zinc ion binding; DNA binding. The transcript is spliced from 5 exons. The coding region runs from base 1 to 1923 and encodes 640 amino acids. The record is from RefSeq and is a predicted model, not a curated record.
AUGGAUAUCGAACACAAGCGGAAGCGGGUUGCCAAAGCCUGUCAGAAAUGCAGGUCCAUGAAAUCAAAGUGUGACGGACAACGGCCGGCAUGCAGUAGAUGUCAGGGCUACGGGUAUACCUGCGUUUACCGCUUGCAGCGCCCUCGAUUGCGGACUGGAACAGACGACCGCUUCAACCAUAGCAUUUCCGAGAGGCUACCGGACUUAUGUGAUGCAAUACAACUACAAGAGAGAUUGCUGGAUCAUGUUAUUUCUCUCCUACCAUCUGGUCCGGAACAAGAAGCGGUCCUUCUGAAGAACGCAAGUGUCAAAUCGCAGCUUGACAACGCCAUCUCUAGCACCAAGGCUGAAGUCUUACCGCAGGCAGUGGCUAGCGAGUCUCGUAGCAGAUCACCUUCCAGCCAUAGUGAUCGGUCUCCAGGCUACUUGGGCGAGGUUAGCGAUAUUCGCUUUGUUAAUCUCGUGAAAAAAAUUCUGCAAACCCAAGAUGGGACCGCGAUGACACAAAAUGAUUUUGAGAGCUACGAUCAAGGCGAGAGCUUAUUACCGUCUAAUAGGCCCUCUUGUCCCAUCAUCCUACUACCUGUCUUUGAGGAAGCUAAGCAUUAUAUCAAUGCUUUUUUUACCACCAUCCAUAUUGCUUACCCUUUUAUUCCCGAGUCGCCUUUCAUACAAAAUUAUAAGGCGCUAGAAAGUCAUGACACUCCCCAGGUUCAGAGCUGCAAGAGUAUCUUCGAGACAGCGCUAUCAUAUACAAUUUGCGCCAUUGGGGCUUAUUAUAAAACUUUGCCUGGCAAGGACGAAACCGUAGGUAUGCUGCACGAGAAACUUUACUCAUACGCUUUAACUCUAGCACCAACUUCCAACAUGGAACGAUCACUCGGUCACGUCGUACUUCUUUUGGCGAGAUGCUUCUACCUCCUGGUUGUGUGCAAGACAGAAAGUUGUUGGACAGUACUUGGCCAAGCAGUUCGUGUAGCUCAAAGCAUUGGGCUGCACAUAGAAAACGAGGAAGUAGACCAUAUAAAACCCGGUCAUUCCCCAGAGACCGAAAAACGGCGCCGCGUGUGGUAUUCCAUCUAUGUAUUAGAUCGACUUCUUUCAUUACAGCUUGGUCGCCCCCCAGCGAUCCAUGAUGAUGAUUUCAACGUCCCAUUACCCACAAGAGCCAGUGACACCGAGAUUGAUUGGGCAGGCGAACUCAUCGAAGAGAGAGACAACAGUGAUGCAUCGUCGGGAGACUAUUUCCUCGAAGUAAUUGCCUUCUCGGGAAUUGUCGGGCGAGUUCUCCGCAGCCUAUAUCGUCCUAGGAGAAGCCAUUUCGCCUCGGAAGAUUUGCUCACUACGGAAGACCUCGAUCGACAACUUGUGGAAUGGAAAUUAGCCCUCCCGAGAGCUCUUCGUUUUGAUCUAGGUCAUACAUUUGAGCAACUACAAACGUUCAAGAGACAGCGAAACAUGCUGGCCAUAAAGUAUCACCAUCUCAGGGCUCUCAUCUACCGCCCGUAUUUGUGUCACCCGCUUCUGAUGCACCUGGCCGAUCCAACUGCCACCAUUAGCCAGCUAGAUUGGCCGCUGAUACGCUCGUACGAGAAAGCAUGCAUUUCGGAAGCACGGGAGACUGCACGGUUGCUACAUGGGAUCUCCAGCAAAGAGGAACUGGUUCAUGGAUUCCCAUGGUGGCAGAUGAUAUCAUGCUUAGUAUGCGCUAGCUCUAUCUUGCUAGUAUCUAGCAUGUUUGCCGAAGCAACGCUUGAAUUGUCGUCCGAGUUUGAUACUGCCGGGCUGUCUGACGACGCAGAAACAUGUCUCAAAGUUUUCGAUGCCCUCAGUAUAAAGUCACCAGGAGCGAGGAUCGCGCGAGAUAUGAUGAAAGCUUUGAAAGACUGCGGGGUGAGGUUUAGUGAGUAUAGCGCCGGAUAA